Messenger RNA from Vitrella brassicaformis, 872 nucleotides. The record is from the annotation of a GenBank genome assembly. NCBI's taxonomy places the organism in Eukaryota, Vitrellaceae.
AUGGAGGCUGCGUGGGUGAGACAGAUCGGGUCGCAGACGCCCGGUGAGCAGAGACAUGAUAUAUGACUGUGUCUCCAUUGAUUGCAAUGGGUGCCUUAAAAUGCAGACUGUAUCAGGUCAGAAGUGCGCCAGAGGGUCAGAGACCUGCUCCAGAUGGUUGACGAGCUGCCGUUCGGCCACCUGGACAGCGAUGUGUACGACGGCAUUAGAGACCGCAUUGAUCGCAUCAUAGAGCUGUAAGUCAGGGGCAGGCAGAUACAUACAUAUCAAAGACACAUCCAUCAAUCUCUUGUCGUCUGGUUCGUUCAGUAUCGAUGGCUGCGAGGACCAGAGCGAUUACUUCGCUCUCGUCCACAAGAAGUCCCUCGAAGCAGUGGUGGAGGAGGCGGUGAGCGAAUGCAUUCACAGACGCUAGCCAGUAAGGCAUGGAAGCAUCCAGCUGCCUGUCUGUCUUGCCUGCAAUCAAUCAGGGCUUCACCGUGCCCAAAACUGCACCGACACUGACCUCUACACAGCAGACGGCCACCACACAGAGUGCUGCGUCUGUUGAUGACGAUAUGCAGCUGAGUGUCGACGACGCCCCUGCAGAUGCCGACAUGGAGGACUGACUGACCAACCCAGACAGACGUGUGUGGACGUGUCGCCUGUAUGUGUGUGGCCACGGGACAGACUCGGCGAUGAGACAGACAAACUCGUGGACACGUUGUCUGCCUGGCGGUGUCCGUGUGCCGUGUGUGCUGCAGAUGGCUACUCACACGCGGCUGGCGGACACUCGAACACACACAAGCGACGUGUGUGUGCGGACCGGUGACGUACACGGCUGACUGCCGAGAGAGACUCACUCGAUCGAAUAGCAUCUACAUACCUCCCCC